This is a messenger RNA of Polyodon spathula (Mississippi paddlefish), 1806 nucleotides long. Its product is annotated as C-C chemokine receptor type 4-like. Gene Ontology annotation, cellular component: membrane. Gene Ontology annotation, molecular function: chemokine receptor activity. Lineage: Eukaryota; Metazoa; Chordata; Actinopteri; Acipenseriformes; Polyodontidae. Bases 120 to 1178 code for a protein of 352 amino acids. The transcript is spliced from 3 exons. The record is from RefSeq and is a predicted model, not a curated record. Gene Ontology annotation, biological process: chemotaxis; G protein-coupled receptor signaling pathway; immune response.
AGAAUAAAAAGUGAAAGAUUAUUUUUCAAGGGAAGCAUACACUGAGCAAGACGUUCGACACCCUUGAUCAUCUGAAGUUACACAUCUUCACUCAAUGGUCCAUCUUCAUCUUUUUUUGUAUGGAUAUAGGCUCCACAAUGAAAACAAGCACAGAGCACGCCUACAUCUAUUCUGAAGAUGAAUUUGACUACAACAGUUCAUCAGAACAUGCUCCAUGUAUUAAGGACAACAUUGGGUCUACCUUCCUCCCAACAGUCUACUCCUUACUGUUUGUGACAGGACUUAUAGGGAAUGCUCUUGUUUUGUGGGUAUUGAUCAGAUGUGUAAAACUAAGGAGCAUGACUGAUGUUUCUCUUCUGAAUUUGGCAGUUUCCAAUUUGUUGUUUGUUUUCUCACUUCCAUUCCUGGCAUAUUAUGCAAAAGAUCAGUGGCUUUUUGGGGACAUGAUGUGUAAAAUAGUCCGAGGGUGUUACAGUAUUGGCUUCUACAGUGGUAUCUUUUUUGUAACCCUGAUGAGCAUAGACAGGUAUCUUGCAAUAGUCCAUGCAGUGUAUGCACUAAGAACUAGAACAGUGAAGUAUGGCACCAUUGCAAGCAUUGUGGUUUGGAUAGCAUCCUUCUUGGUUUCAUUUCCAGAGAUAACAUACAAUCAAGAGAUCACUGACAACAUAACUACGUGCAGACCUAAGUAUCCAGAUUCCAGUAUAAAAACCCUGAAAGCACUUCAUAUUUUUAAAAUGAAUGUACUGGGGCUGCUGAUCCCAUUUGGCAUCAUGGUUUUCUGUUAUUCAUGUAUCAGAAAAAAAUUACUGAGUUGCAGAUCCGUCAAAAAGCAAACCAUUAAACUUGUUUUUUUAGUAGUCAUAGUAUUUUUCUUUUUCUGGACUCCAUAUAAUAUUGUUUCCUUUUUGGAUGCUUUACAGGUCUUUCAUGUAUUUGAUGAUUGUGAAACAAAUAAGAGACUUGACUUAAGCCUUCAGGUCACAGAGUCAAUAGCCUAUGUCCACAGUUGUUUGAAUCCAUUGAUCUAUGUGUUUGCUGGGGAAAAGUUUAGGAGGCACCUCUCCAGACUGCUAUUCAGAUUUACAGACUGUAAGGGAUUAAGAAGCUUGCAACCAACCACUAUUUCAGUGUACUCAAAAUCAACCAGCAUAGCUGAACAUUCCUCAGGCGUAUAAAAUGGAAUACUGUCCACCAAUAUGCUGGAUGAAUUUGGAAAGCCAAUCAAAAUGCUUCAGUGUCUUAAAUAUAGUACAUUUCUACAUAUGAAUAUAUAGUAUUCCAUGCACAUUUUUAUUAGAUGAAAGAGUCAUAUCACCAGUAAUCAUCAAAGUAUAUAAAAAAGGUAUAGGAUCAAUAUGCAAGUGCAUUUAAUCUAAUCUUAUUUUUCCCAUUGCAGUGGAUUUGAAGGGCAAAGUAUAUAUGCUAAAUAUACAUCAGGUGGAUUUAUAAUGACUUAUCAAAUCAUAAAAAAAGAGCUACAACCUCAUUACACUUGACCCCGCCAAGUGCUUUGUGGGAUUUCACACAUCAGUCAAAUCUAGAUGUGCUGAGAAAGCUGCGGUGGUCAUACAGAGUAAGAGUGGUUUCAAUGAUUUGGUGGCACAAUAGUUAAGUCAUUCAAGUUUUGUAAUGGUUGUUAUAUGGCUUUCUGGGAUAUAAAAAACUGUACUGUACUAAAUCAUAAUUGAUAAUUGGCCCAUUUCCAUUGUGAAUAAGAACUAAUUGUAAUUCCAUGCAUCAAGUUUUUUAUCUAAAUGUACUCAUGUAUAAGUUUCUUUUUUAAUACACUGUUGUAAAAAUUUU